UAACCCUGCCCUGCAACGUCAGCUGUCAGAAGUGCAGUAGAUAUAACUAUAAUCUUCGUGUGUGAGUUUACUGUCUGUGAGGGUGGGGUUUGUGUUAUUCUGGAGAUACAGCUACAUUUCAGUAAAAAACCCUCAACAGGAGGGUUUAUUGGGCUGUUUCUGCUGUCUCUGUUUUCCCUAUGAGCUUCAGAAGGAAGGAUGGUUGCGUAAUAUCCGCAGGGUUAGACCGGGGAAAGUUGUUUCCUCUCGACAUUCAGACCCUGAUCCCUCAUGUAUGGAGCUUCAGCUGAGGAUAGUUCACUGCUCGAAGGGCAUUUCUGCGGAUUUAACAACAUGCUAGCUGGCUAAUGACCAACCGAAUCCAGUGUGGGGAGUUUUAGAGCAUGGAGGAGCCGGAGAAGCCAGCAAGUGUCCGGGAGGAGGAGGACAGCGAGACUGCUGGUCCAUGUGAAGCAGAAACGAGUCUGCAGUCCGAGCUAGUUGAGUGCCGAGCCCAGUUAGAGCACUGGCAAGGUGUGGCGACGAUCUGUGAGCUUAGCAAACAAGAAGAGCUGCAGGAGCUGCAGAAACAGUGUGAUCAGGAGAUCCAAUCUCUCCAAGAGGCUCUCAGAGAGACAGCUGCUCAGUAUGAGGCCAGAAUAUCCAUGCUUCAGUCAGAACGUGCUCAGUGGAGAAGAGCAGGGUUCACUCCAGAUAACAAGGACAACAUAAAGAAGGGAAGGAUGGAAGGAGCCUCCCCACCCGGUGAGAAACCCCAGGCUGAAUCUCCUCCCACCAAAGCUUCUGAUUCGGAUAUGACUGGGGACAGCGAGCCAAAAGAGCUGCAGGCUGAAUCAUCGGACUCUGAGAAUACAGGACUCCACAUGGAAGGCUUUUACACUCAGCACUAUGAUUCAGCCUCACUGUCCUCCUUCUCUCUGGACACGCCCUCUCUGCCCAGACGCCCGCCCCCUCAGGAAGACACUGCCUCCCUGGUUUCCACAGGAACUCUGGUGCCUGAAGCCAUCUACCUGCCUCCACCUGGGCACAGGCUGGUCGCACAUGCGGAUUGGGAUGCACUCCAAGCACAGGUGGCUGAACUACAGGGAGAGCUGACCCAGUUAAAAGAGGAGAAAGCACAGCUUGAAAAAGAGCUGGAUACACAGACCAUAGAAACCCAGAAACAGGUGGCAGUGCUCCAAUCUCAGGUGCAAACAUCUGAGGCUCUCCUUCAGGAGCUCCAAAACUCCUUCAGCCAAUCACAGAGUGCUGUGCAGAGCAGACUGACAGAGUUGUCUCUCUCCCAGAGGAGAGUCUGUAGUGAGCUGUCCAGACUGAAAGGAGAGGAAACGACAGAGAACAGCGCAGCAGGAGCUGAGCACCAUUCUCUCUUUUUACAGGGCGCACACUCAGAGGAGCGGCUGCGGAUUGAAAUAGUCAACUUGAAGGAACAGCUGGAGACACGCACAGAAGAAAGCGAGGUCUUAGAAGCUCAGCUCUCAAGCCUGAAAAUAGAGACGGACCGCAUUCAAAGUGAAAAAGACAAGUUGGAGAAUGAUCUGCAGGAAUGCCGCACUGAGCUGCAGGGCCUGCGGGUGGCGCUCUCGCACUUGCAGAGAGACAGCAAGACACAAAGCCAUGACAAGACGGUUCUUCAGCAGCAGUGUUUAGAGCUGCGCAGUCAGGUGAUCAGUCUGCGCUCUCAGCUGGACACCAGUCAGGCUGUGCAGAGGGACUUUGUGCAGCUGUCGCAGUCACUGCAGGUGAAGUUGGAGCAGAUCCGUCAGGCGGAGUCUUUGGACCAAGUUAGGGAGAUUCUUGGGGAAGGACUUGAAAUAGAAAGUGAUCAGUCCACCAGCGCCACGUGAUCCAGCUGCAGAUUCUUACCUUUUCUGGACCAAAGAGAAUGGUCUCUGUUACAGGAAACGACCCAGGACCAAGCAUAAACUACCUAUCCUAAUGAACUGGUAACAUGAAGAAAUAAACCAGAUUAACACUGACUGUUCUCACACACAGAUAUUAACUGAAACAUUGCAAACAUUUUAUAAAGUAUAACUUUGCUUAAGACUUUCUGAAACUGGACAACUGGUUUUACUUGAAUUUUUAAGCAUUCCUGACAGAUAAAAAACUUAACUAUAUUUGUGAAGAUAUUGUGUGUUAAGACUUACUGUACUUUAUAAAAUUCAACAACUGUAAUCAGUAAUUUCUACUGAACUUCUUAACAAAUAUACACACGUACAUUUCUCAUUUUUAUUUCUGUCACCAGUUAAACUUUGACACUCCUAACAAAAGUGCCAUCUUUCUUUGAUACUGUUUGCUUAUGAAAAGACUGAAAUAACUGUAACCGGUGGGAAGAUCUGCAUUACAAUAAUGUAGUUUUAUUAAAGUAAUGGUUCACAACAAAAAAAUCAAAAUUGUAUUAUUUUAACCACUACUUUUAAAAACGUUUUUUUGGUCAAUAUGUAUUUGGUUUGUGAAGUUUGACUAUCCCAAACAUGUUUGAUGUCGGAGGAAGCAUUCUACAGUGUCUUGCAAAAGUAUUCAUACCCUUUGAACCUUUACACAAGAUCUACCUUUCAAAAAGACAAUGACCAUAAACAAACAUUCAGCUUUGCUGUUAUUGAUAUGCAGUAGACUCCCACGAACAUUGAACAUUUGCAGAUUUGCAAUCACAGAUUUGCAGCUGUAAUGGCAGUGAAAGGUGACUCUACUAAACAUUUAUAUAGGGGGGGUAAAUACUUUUGCUUGUCACACAUUUUUACAUUUUUAUUUGAAUAUAAAAUUGAAAACCAUGUAUCAUUUUUGUUCCACUUCAUGACGAUUUGCUUCUUUGUGUUGGUCCGUCACCUAAAAUCUCAGUAAAAUACAUUUAGGCUUUUGGUUGUAAGGUAAAAAAAAUGUAAAAAGUUAAAUAUAUAUGAACACUUUUGCAAGCCACUGUAGAUAUAUUUUUUAUGUAAAAAUUGUACAUUUCUGAGAAUUGUUAACUAACAUGGGGUCGGUCUCAUGUCAGGCCUGCAUAAAGGAAUUGCAUUUGAUAACUUCAGUGGGACAAGACUGCCCAAAAUAGGAAACUGGCAAAGACAUGUUUUACUGCAGGGAAUAAAACAGACUUGUGUUUUAACUUUUCAAA
Astyanax mexicanus (Mexican tetra) is the source of this 3112-nucleotide messenger RNA. It is a transcript of the gene rabep2, whose product is annotated as rabaptin, RAB GTPase binding effector protein 2. Gene Ontology annotation, molecular function: growth factor activity; GTPase activator activity. Lineage: Eukaryota; Metazoa; Chordata; Actinopteri; Characiformes; Acestrorhamphidae. Gene Ontology annotation, biological process: endocytosis. Bases 384 to 1847 code for a protein of 487 amino acids. The record is from RefSeq and is a predicted model, not a curated record. Gene Ontology annotation, cellular component: intracellular membrane-bounded organelle. The transcript has 13 exons.